CACAUCAGCUGGCGACACUAAAGAACCUCUCAACGAGCUGCCCAUGAAGAAAGAAACCGGAAGUGCAACUGUUCUCGCUGGUGACGUUAGCUGAAGCUACGUUGGUGUCAUCGUCUUCUCGGUGUGGAGGCUUGACAACAAAAACAGCAGUCUUAAUUUCGUGCCCAGCCACGAACAAAUAUUCUCAUUGGAGUCCCUGAAGAGCUUAGUUUUUUUUUUCUUCCUGAUCUCAGAUGAACAACACCGGGAAUAAGAGAGCUCCAACGACAGCCACACAGCGACUUAAGCAGGAUUACCUCAGGAUAAAGAAAGACCCAGUGCCUUACAUCUGUGCAGAACCUCUCCCCUCCAACAUCUUAGAAUGGCAUUAUGUAGUCAGAGGUCCUGAGAAAACUCCAUAUGAAGGAGGAUAUUACCACGGAAAACUCAUAUUUCCUCGUGAAUUUCCUUUUAAACCUCCAAGUAUUUAUAUGAUAACGCCAAAUGGAAGGUUCAAGUGCAACACAAGGUUAUGUUUGUCCAUCACAGACUUCCAUCCUGAUACGUGGAACCCUGCGUGGUCUGUCAGCACAAUUCUGACGGGUUUGCUCAGUUUUAUGGUGGAAAAAGGACCAACACUCGGCAGCAUUGAGACGUCUGACUACACGAAAAGACAGCUCUCUGCCCAAAGCCUGGCUUUUAACCUCAAAGACAAAGUGUUCUGCGAGCUGUUUCCUGAUGUGGUAGAAGAGAUUAAGCAGAAACAGAAGGUCCAAGAAGAGUUAAGCGCGCGCACACAGCCUCUCCCCUUACCAGAUGUGGUGCCUGAUGGAGACCCUCAGCAAGCUCAUUACGGCCUCCCGGUCCUCAAUGGAGGGCCAGUCCCUGUGGGGGACGCCAACCCCGCCCCUGGCCUGCAACAGGGAAAUCGCAACCAUGGACUCUUAGGAGGAGCUUUAGCCAACCUGUUUGUGAUUGUAGGCUUCGCUGCAUUCGCUUAUACAGUCAAAUACGUUCUGAGGAGCAUAGCUCAGGAGUGAAAGGAGGCGUCCGCCCUUCUCCAAAUGACUCCAAACUUUAUACAGUCAAUGCGUGGAGGAGAGACGCUCAGUCCUGAGUUCUAAUCGCUCCACAGCAACGUCUGCCACCAUGGACCUCACCAGAAACAAACUCAAAGCCCCUUCCCACUCUCCACCCCAUCCAGAAUGGCUGGACUGAAGGAACUGGGAAGUGGAUGGGGUUGGAGCAGUUUUUAUUAAAACGGUUGUAGUCCACUUUGUGCUUCAGUGGUUUAAUAGAGUUCCUGGGAACAAUCUUGGCUCAUGGGUUGUGACAAAAAAAUUCAUCUUAGCAAUUCCCACCAUCUUUAAAAUAAGAAGUGAUUUUGUCCUAAAUAACAUGGCCUGUCUGGGGGGGAGAUGAUUCUCCUGAACUUUAAAGCAUCAAAGUAUCAUCUUUAAUCGGGUGAAGCAUCCAUGCUUUUAUGUUCCACAGAAAAGGAGCUGCCUCGGCCUGACAUGCAUUUCCUGCUCAGGCGCCCCACAAGGCAUAAUUUAAUGCUUAAACUUGCCUCUACGUUUAUAAGUUUACAUUGAGCAGGUUUCAUUUUGCUUUCCGUACAUGAAAAGACGAGUUUCACAUCAUCACACCUCACAUGCCAGCUCACCUCUCUGUGGGGCGUGUACCAAAGGAAGUCAUUUCCAAAGAACCUGGCCUAUUUUUAACAGCCGAUGUAAUCCUGGAACCUCGCACGGGUUUGGAUUAUCACAUUACUGUCAGUUUGCUUUUUUGUUUGUUUGUUUUUGCUAAAACUGUUUUCUUACCAAAAGUUUGCUAAAAAUCCAUCCCAUUGGCUUUGUCAGGUCGCUCCUUCAGUGUUCAGAACAGAGACUUUUAUCUUUGGGUUUAACAAGAAAACAGUCUUUUAAUAAAUGUGCAUCUCUCCGUAAACAGCACAGAUUGGGUUUGAUGCCCUGAUAUGAAAAUGCCAGUAAGAGUUUCCCAGUCAACCCAUGAGCCACAAGUGUAAGGUACACAUUGGAGACUUUCUUUUUUUUUUUUUUUUUUUUUUUUAAAUCGGUUUAGUUGACCAGUAUAGCGCCAGUCUAUCCAGGUCCAAAUAAGGAACCAACAUUUUUAUUUGUUAAUCAAAAUUUUCUUUGAUUAAAGAUAUCAAUUUCCUCCUUACCCUUUUUUUUUUGUUUUCUUAUUUAUAGAAACUGCCAGCUGAUUGUGUUUUGUGAAACACACAGUGCAAACACGGGCAAAGACGCUGCCGCUCAUUAUUUGCUGAUGAUUAACUCCUGAAUUUAGAAUAAAUGGUUCUACUGCGUAUCUGAUGCUUCAGCGGUAAACGGAUGAUUCUCUUUUUCUCUGCACCUUCACAAACAAAGAGCGGGGAGACUGAUGAUGGGAGUGCAUUUGUGUAGUGAUACAGCAAAUGGCCAUAUUUCCAUGCUUCAGUUAACCUUGUGUGACCUUGUAUGGUUUCAUAGUAAAUGCUAAUAAAUACCCUGCUUGUUGGGGCGUUUAAUAAA
Xiphophorus couchianus (Monterrey platyfish) is the source of this 2516-nucleotide messenger RNA. It is a transcript of the gene ube2j2, whose product is annotated as ubiquitin-conjugating enzyme E2, J2 (UBC6 homolog, yeast). The record is from RefSeq and is a predicted model, not a curated record. NCBI's taxonomy places the organism in Eukaryota, Metazoa, Chordata, Actinopteri, Cyprinodontiformes, Poeciliidae. The coding region runs from base 234 to 1019 and encodes 261 amino acids. The transcript is spliced from 7 exons.